This is a messenger RNA of Adineta ricciae, 1209 nucleotides long. NCBI's taxonomy places the organism in Eukaryota, Metazoa, Rotifera, Eurotatoria, Adinetida, Adinetidae. The record is from the annotation of a GenBank genome assembly.
AUGCAUCUUUUUCACUAUUUUCUUGCUGUAUUAAUUAUUGUCCAAGCAGCUGGCCAACAAUCACAAUCAAUCAGUUGGAAUUCGUUUAAACGUCGUUAUGAUAAGCAAUAUAUCGAUGCUAAAGAAGAACAACAUCGUCGUAUCAUUUUCGAAGAUAAUGUAGCAAAAAUUAACCGUCAUAAUUAUGAAGCUAACCUCGGUUUGCACACGUAUACACUUAAAGUAAACAACUUUGCUGAUAUGACACAUGAAGAAUUUCUCAGAAAAAUGGUCAGAAGAUCUAAAACGAAUAUAGCUACGAAAGUUUCUAAAACAUUUCAUCGACAUACAUAUCUUCCACCAUCAAAUGUAGUUAUACCAGAUGCUAUCGAUUGGACUGAAAAGGGAGCAGUGUUGUCAUUGAUUGAAACGCAAGGUCAAUGUGCUUCCAACUACGCAUUCGCAUCGAAAGGUGCUCUGGAAGGGCAACAUUUUCUCAAAACUGGUAAAUUGGUACGUCUAUCAGCACAGAAUAUAAUGGAUUGUUCUGAUAAAUAUGGCAAUGAAGGAUGCAAUGGAGGAACAAUGGAGGCUUCUUAUCAAUAUAUUAAAGAUAACAAGGGAGUAGAUACAGAAGUAAGCUAUCCAUAUGAAGCUAUGGAAGGUGAAUGCCGUUUUAAUCGAACUAAUGUCGGUGCUACCGUUACGGGUUUUGUUGAUAUUCCAUCGGGAAAUGAAACUGCAUUGCAAAUUGCUCUGGCUACUGUAGGUCCUAUAGCAGUUUCUGUUGACGCUAGUCAUUCAUCUUUUAUAUUCUAUUCGGAAGGUGUUUAUAAUUAUCCAAAUUGUUCAAAAACAGAACUAGAUCAUCCUUUCUUUCUUGUUGGAUAUGAUACACUUAUCAAUGGUACAUUUAAACAAGAUUAUUACAUUGCAAAAAAUUCCUGGGGUGAUUCAUGGGGAUUAAACGGAUACAUAUGGAUGAGUCGUAAUAACAAUAAUCAGUGUGACCAUUGGCCACCCAACAGUCCUGAUCUCAGCCCAUUGGAUUACUGUAUUUGGGAUGAAUUUGUAAAGGUCAUCAAUUGGAAUAAAGUGACAUCUAAAACAACACUAAUCCAAGAAUUAAAAAAAGCUGUGAAAAAAAUUCGAAAAGAUGUUGUGUUUGAAAGUUGUAAUUCUUGGACGAAUCGAUUGUAUCGUAUGGCUCAACAUGAUGGAGAUUAUUGA